Molecule: messenger RNA, 2613 nt
Organism: Coffea eugenioides
Lineage: Eukaryota; Viridiplantae; Streptophyta; Magnoliopsida; Gentianales; Rubiaceae
Product: homeobox protein knotted-1-like 11
Exons: 6
Coding region: 236-1546 (436 amino acids)
Biological process (GO): regulation of DNA-templated transcription
Cellular component (GO): nucleus
Molecular function (GO): DNA binding
Source: RefSeq, a predicted model, not a curated record
AUGUAUAUAACCAGGGGAGGGAGGAGGUGCUGGAGAGGUGAAAAGGAAAAAGAAACUACUACAACUACAAACUCCUGUACUACCUAUUUCUACGACUGCCAUAAUAGCAGCAGCAAAUAAAAAAAAGAACUUCAGUAAUUAAAAUAGAGGAAGCAACGAGCAGGAGCAGGUAGCUGAGGGGAAUUGGACUCUGAAGAAAGAAAAAAGAAGAAAGAGUAAUAAUUGUAAUGUACAAAUGGCGUACGAGGACCACCACCUCUCCCAUUCUUCUCAAGAAGAAAUGGCUCUCCACCACUUCCACCACUUUACAACUAGUACCACCACAACCGACCCCCACCACCACCAUCACCAUCACCAUCCCACCGCCUCCUCCGUCCUACGCUCUUCCAUCCACUCCCCUCCCGACACCCCUACCUCCGCCGCUGUAGCCGGCAACCCUCCUCCUCCCCCUUCCUGGCUCCUCAACUCCUCGAUUCUCAGGGGGCCGCACCAUCACCCCUCGCAGCAACAGCCCGACGCUGCCGCCACCAGUAAUUUCCUCCACCAGCUUCAGGCCUCCAACGACGACGUCUCUCACCUCGACCACAGCCCCACGGCCGCCAUGAGCAUGGUACACAAGCGGCUCAAGGAUAAUCACGCUAACAAUAACAACGGCAGCGAUCAUCAAGCCCCGGCAGUAAUGGUGAAUGAUGAGUGGGAGAAGGACAAGUGUAAGGCCGAGAUAUUGAACCAUCCCUUGUAUGAUCAGUUGCUUUCCGCCCACGUGUCGUGCUUGAGGAUCGCUACCCCGGUCGACCAGCUCCCCAGGAUCGACGCUCAGCUCGCUCAGUCCCAGCACGUCGUCGCUAAGUACUCGUCGGUGCUCCGGGGUCACGAUCCUCACCAACAGGCUCUUGAUGAUAAAGACCUCGAUCACUUCAUGACACAUUAUGUUCUGUUGCUCUCUUCCUUCAAAGAACAACUGCAACAACAUGUCCGUGUUCAUGCAAUGGAAGCAGUCAUGGCUUGUUGGGAGCUUGAGCAAUCUUUGCAAAGCUUAACAGGGGUGGCGCCCAGUGAAGGUACGGGAGCUACUAUGUCUGAUGAUGAUGAUGAUCAGGCAGAUAGCGACACAAAUUUGUUUGAGGGAAGUUUAGAUGGCCAAGACAGCAUGGGAUUUGGUCCUCUUACGCCUACUGAAAGUGAAAGGUCUCUGAUGGAGCGAGUUAGACAAGAACUGAAACAUGAACUCAAACAGGGAUACAAGGAGAAGAUCGUGGACAUCAGAGAAGAAAUUUUACGUAAAAGAAGGGCGGGAAAGCUGCCUGGUGACACCACAUCCCUCUUAAAAGCUUGGUGGCAAUCGCAUUCCAAAUGGCCUUAUCCAACAGAGGAAGACAAAGCCAGGCUAGUGCAGGAAACUGGGUUGCAACUAAAGCAGAUAAAUAAUUGGUUCAUCAACCAAAGGAAAAGGAAUUGGCAUAGCAACCCUUCUUCAUCCUCUUCUCAAAAGAGCAAGCGCAAGAGUAGUGCAGGUGAAAAAUCCAGCAACGAGCAAUUUAUGUGAACCAAGGAAUUCGUAUUGAAGAAAAAAAUGUUGCAUCUUUUCGCCCUAGCAGGUUGAUCGACUAAAUUGCUCCAGCAGAUAGCCAGCUUUGAAUUGAAGAGCUGAUCCAAUUGACCAUAUGUCUGAAGCUGUUCAGGAUUAUACAAGCAUAGCAAGCUGAUAGAACUCAGUAGUGAUCGACGACGUGAAAUAUGAGAUAGGAAUACAGGUACCGGGGCACAUGCUCUCUGUUGUAGCAUUUAUCUUUUUGGAGGUUGCGUAGGUGAACGUUGUGUCUCUUGUAGACGUACAGUUUCAAUUCAGAUCAGUUUUGUUUUCUUUGUACCACGUAGUGGUGGCACUGUGAUUUUGCUCCAGCUCGUGAUGGUUGUGAAUAGAAAUUGCGGGAGGUUUCGUGUAGAUUAUAAGUCAGCUGGCACAAAAAGGCGCUUGUACGAAAUAAUCUGACUUUUACCACCGGAGUCUUGAGCUUGUUCAAGAUCAUGCUAUGAAUUAUUCAAGAAUUAGAUGCAGGGCCGGGGGACAUAAUCAGGAAGCGACGGAAUGGUUAAACCCCCAAAGGUUUUUGCACUGAAUUUUCAUUGUUUCAGUUAAAUCCGCUGCGGUCUGGCGUGCUUUUGCAAGCUAACUGCUAGAAGCCCGGAAUUUCUAGGUUGCCAUGUGAUGUGCAUGUCUAUUGCAAUUCUUGACCGUGACUAGGCUGCCGUGGAGGAGGACGGAGGACUUCGUAGAAUACUAGUAGUUUUGGAUUGAAUUUUUUACGUAACAUGUUAGGCAACAGCGAUCCCAAACAAGACAGGAUCUCGAAGGCAGCUGCAAAAAAAUUGUCAGUAUUAAACACGGAAUAUGAGAGCGUCAACUGUGGAUGAUGGAAUCUCUGCCGGGAGAAUCCAACUAUUUCACAAGACGCUGGUCGCUCAAAAAGCUAGUAACCUUUACAGCGUGCGCAAAUCAAUCAAAUCUGACGAGAAGUCCCCAGUUUGAGGGACUGACUAAGCAAAGCUUGUUUUGUACUAGUUGCUUCGAUGCUACUGUUCUCGCUUCCAAAUAAAUUAUUUAUCUGUCUU